UUUCAAGCAUAUUGUUGAAAAAGUCUUCUUCUGCAGUAAUUAUCAUCCUCAACAACAAUUUCAAUCUUGUUGGAGAUUGCAGCUCCAAUUGCUUGUAGAACUACAAAAAAGAGCUAGAUAAAGACAGAAAUGGCUGUAGUUUGUGGUGCAAAAGCAUCUACUUGGGAAGGAAUUGAGCGUUCGGAAAGUUACUUGGUGAGUUGUAUGUUCGAGGAAGCGGCUUCGUUGGCUUCCUUAAUUAUCAGGAACUUGAUGCGUGAGAAUCAUCAAAAUGGAAAUGUUGACAAUGAUAGUAAUGAGAAUGAAUUGCAUGACAUGUUGGAGUCAUCUGGUAUGGUGUUUGUUCAGUCCAUGAAGGAACUUGCAAGGACCUUCGAAAUUCUGAAGGAGCUCAAACAUCUAUUUGGUUCAGUAGCUGCCAUCCCUGUGCAAGUUUUGGUUACUGGUGUUUGUUUUCAGAUAUCAGAAGGCACAUCUUCUGAUGUUGAAGGAUAUCUUAAGGAGUUCCUCAGCAAAUGGAUUUACAAGGAUGAAGGGUAUUAUUUUUCGGUAGAAGCUGAUGGUGAAGAACCUGACAGACGAUUUUCUCUUGGUGUUGAUGAGUACCUGGAAGUUGUUGACCUCUAUGUGAUGACAUGUCUUGGGAUGGUUUUGAGAGACAUCGACUCUGCAAUAUCUUGGGUUGAGAAGGCUUCUCUACCUGAGGAUAAGCGACAGGAACUUUUGAGGCGACUGAACUCUAUGAAUGCUUCGAAGGCAACCAGUUCAUCACAGGCUCCUGUCUCAUCUCUGCAUGCAGAUAAACAUGGAGUUGAAUCAAAGAACUCUUCGAAGAAUUUGGAACCUGGACACGUAGCCAGCAAAGAGAACUCUGUAAAAGAAACAAUUCUGAAAUUGUCUGGGCGGGGAGCACCAUGCUUCUGGUGGUUCCAAAAUACCACUGUGAAGUUUGGAAAUUUUAGGUUGAAUCUAUCAAAUGGAAACAUCUUGCUGGGCUGCAUUUUGUUGUUCAUGUGCUAUUUUCUAAAGAGGAAACAAGCUUCUUUAAAGAGGGUUCUCAGGAAGCAAGCGUUGUCUGUUAAAAAGGGUUUGGUGGACUUAUGGCAACUUGCAUUCUCUUAUCAGGUGAACCCUCUAGCAGCUGUUCAACCUCUUCCUGCUGCAACUCGUGGGAGCCUGUAAUGGGACGUUAGUAGUGAAUACUCAUAGGACGAAACAUUUUUUGUCAGGAGAAAUGGUAAUGAAGCUCUUGGCUCAUUCAUCUGUAGAUGCAAAUGUUGUAUCCCAGUUGCUGAAACAAUUUUCAAACAACUGGUUCAUAACUUUUCCUGACAAUGUAAGAGAUCAGAUUUGUAGGCAUGUUUCAUGGUAAAUUCUAAUGUAGGUACGUAAUGGGCCGCCAAGUUUGCUUC
Molecule: messenger RNA, 1412 nt
Organism: Coffea eugenioides
Lineage: Eukaryota; Viridiplantae; Streptophyta; Magnoliopsida; Gentianales; Rubiaceae
Product: protein APEM9
Exons: 7
Coding region: 130-1182 (350 amino acids)
Biological process (GO): peroxisomal membrane transport
Source: RefSeq, a predicted model, not a curated record